Molecule: messenger RNA, 1302 nt
Organism: Aspergillus nidulans FGSC A4
Lineage: Eukaryota; Fungi; Ascomycota; Eurotiomycetes; Eurotiales; Aspergillaceae
Exons: 5
Coding region: 1-1302 (433 amino acids)
Source: RefSeq, a predicted model, not a curated record
AUGACCUACCAUUCCACGGGCGUUCAUGACCCUGCAGGAGCCGCUGCAGCGGGAAUCAAAGGGAAAAAGAAAUCGUUUCACUCUGUUCAAAUUUCGAUCUACAAAACUAGGGAGGUUGCCCCGACGCAAUCAUACCCUCAGUCUGGAAAGGCCGGAAAGGCCGGUACACACGCUAUGAAACCGCUCACUUGUGCCCUUAUUUCUCUUUUUGCUGCUUGCGUAUGCAAUGGAGAGCUCCUUCCUACGCUCCCCUUCCCACUCCCAAUCUGUACCUCUACCACCACUCUCACGCUUGGAGGGACGUACACCGUCACGGCGACCAGCACUGUGACUUCCAUCUCCAUAAGCCAGACCCGUACAACUAUCUACACUCCAACCUCGGUCACCUGCCUCAGUACUGCAACCACAUUAGCAGCGUACCCGUCUCUUCCAGGCCUUGAUGCAGACACAGGAGCAAGCAUUCUGAAAGUCCGAGCAGCGAGUCCUCAGAUAACUCUUCCUCCCAUCCUCCCAAUCGGCUGUCCCACCGUGACUGUCAUUCCCCCGACAGUGUCGAAUGCACCUUGCACGCGUCUUGAGGGCGGCUUUGCACUUACGUAUGCUACCAUUUCCUCUCCCAGCCACAGGCUUCGUCAGGCAUCGUUGGGAGGACGUGAACUAAAGUCUACCGUCAGGACGAGUACGAUCACAACAACGAAAAGCGGAAUUGCAACCGUAACUACAACGCCCAUCUCAACGCAGAUUGUAACGGAGACCUGGAUUCAACCCACGCCAACAAACUACAAUGGUAUAUGCUUACCCCUCCCCUUACUUCGCAAUUCCCCUCUGCCAGCACUCUCUCAUGCCAAUCAUCUGUCUACAGGGCUAAAUUACUACCAAUACCUCAAUGGCUACAACUACAACACCGACACCACCGGCCUAGGCGGCGGCGGAUACAGCACAUCCCACUGGAAUGGCAACCUGAGUUACUAUACCUCCGGUCUGGCCCGCAAUAUCAAUUUCGAAUCCCCCAAUUGGCCGACCGGUCCUGCGGUCUGCCAACUGCCCGGUCAAGCAGCCCAGACGGAUUGUUCGCAGUGGACAGUCGUGUUUCAAGGGUUCCUUUUUGCUAGUAUUGCUGGAAACUACACAGUUCAUUCACCGAUAUUAGCUGAAUCAGCCAAUUGGCAGGAUAACACGGGGUUCUGGUGGGGAGGGGAGAAGGCGUAUACUGACUACACGGAUGGGAAUGUAGACGGAGCUGCAGCACCCAGUUGCGGCGUUGAUACUGUCAAGAGAGUGAGAGUGGGAGCGGGAAGUUGA